Molecule: messenger RNA, 7987 nt
Organism: Pantherophis guttatus
Lineage: Eukaryota; Metazoa; Chordata; Lepidosauria; Squamata; Colubridae
Gene: FOXK2
Product: forkhead box K2
Biological process (GO): regulation of transcription by RNA polymerase II
Molecular function (GO): RNA polymerase II cis-regulatory region sequence-specific DNA binding; DNA-binding transcription factor activity, RNA polymerase II-specific; protein binding
Source: RefSeq, a predicted model, not a curated record
UUCGGUCCCGCGCGCUGCCUCGGCCAAGAUGGCGGCGGGGACGGCAUCGGCGGCCGUGGCCCGGUUAGAGGGCCGCGAGUUCGAAUACCUCAUGAAAAAGCGCUCAGUAACCAUCGGCCGCAACUCCUCGCAGGGCUCGGUGGACGUAAGCAUGGGCCACUCCAGUUUCAUCUCCCGGCGGCACCUGGAGAUUUUCACUGUCCCGCCCGCUCAGGCCCAGGCCCCUGCCAACAGCGGUAGCGGCCCCGCCUCGACCCUCACCGGCGACGGGACCGGGACUCAGUCGACGCCUGUUGCCGCCAGUCCUUCGUCUGGCAGUGGUGAUUUCUACCUGCGUUGCCUGGGCAAGAACGGCGUCUUCGUGGACGGAGUGUUCCAGCGCCGGGGGGCGCCACCGUUGCAGCUGCCCCGCGUGUGUACAUUCAGGUUUCCCAGCACAAACAUCAAGAUAACAUUUACAGCUUUAUCCAAUGAAAAGAGAGAAAAACAGGAGUCCCCACAGUCCCCAGUGAAACCUGUACAACCCCAGAUUUCUCCCCUAACAAUAAACAUUCCAGACAACAUGGCUCACUUGAUCAGCCCUCUUCCCUCUCCCACAGGAACCAUCAGUGCUGCAAAUUCCUGCCCAUCUAGUCCUCGUGGUGCAGGUUCUUCAGGGUACAAAAUGAGUCGUGUAAUACCAUCUGACUUACAUCUUAUGGCUGACAAUUCACAGUCAGAAAAUGAUAAAGAAGCAUCUGGUGGAGAUAGCCCAAAGGAUGAUUCAAAGCCACCUUAUUCCUAUGCACAACUAAUUGUACAAGCAAUUACAAUGGCUCCUGAUAAGCAACUUACACUAAAUGGAAUUUAUACGCACAUAACUAAAAAUUAUCCUUACUACAGGACAGCAGACAAGGGCUGGCAGAAUUCAAUACGUCACAAUCUCUCUCUGAAUCGUUAUUUCAUCAAAGUACCACGUUCCCAGGAAGAACCAGGCAAGGGUUCCUUCUGGAGGAUAGAUCCUGCCUCUGAAAGCAAAUUAAUAGAACAGGCUUUUAGAAAAAGGCGGCCAAGGGGAGUACCUUGCUUUAGAACCCCACUGGGACCUCUUUCUUCUAGAAGUGCCCCAGCUUCUCCUAAUCAUUCUGGAGUAUUAUCUGCUCAUUCGAGUGGUGUGCAAACCCCAGAAAGCCUGUCAAGGGAAGGGUCACCUGUCCCAAUGGAGCCUGAGCCAAGCAGUAUCCAGCCAAAAUUAGCAGUAAUACAAGAAGCACGAUUUGCACAGAGUGCUCCAGGAUCUCCCCUAUCUAGCCAACCUGUUUUAAUUACUGUACAGAGGCAGCUGCCACAAACUAUGAAACCUGUCACAUACACUGUUGCAACUCCUGUGACAACAUCAACGUCCCAGCAGCCUGUAGUACAGACGGUUCAUGUUGUUCAUCAAAUCCCAGCUGUAUCUGUCACAAAUGUGACUGGAUUAGCACCAGCAAAUACUUAUACUGUAGCUGGGCAAGCAGUGGUUACACAAGCUACAGUGAUGGCCCAGCCUAAAGGAGAACCUCAAGAGAAUGGAGAUCACAAUGAAAUGAAAGUUAAAGUGGAACCUGUACCUGCAGUUAGCCAUACAACUCUAGGAGCUGCCAGUCGCAUCAUUCAGACAUCUCAGACUACACCGUUACAAACGGUUACUCUAGUACAACAAGCACCUCUAGGUCAACACCAGCUACCAAUAAAAACUGUAACGCAAAACGGAACACACAUAGUACCUAUCACCACAGCAAUGCAGAGUCAGGCUAACGCUGCUGCUGCAAGUCCAUUACACAUGUUAGCAACUCAUGCAUCUGCAUCCGCCUCUCUUCCAACGAAACGUCAGAAUGGAGAUCAGUCUGAACAGCAAGACUUAAAACGGAUCAAAACGGAGGAUGGGGAGAACAUAGUCAUAGCUGUGAAUGUUGAAACCCCACCUGUGGCAGUGAAUGAACAAAGCAACAAGAACUAGGAAUGUGGAGGAAUACGUCUUUUAAAAACAAUGGUCCUUGGUGCCAAAAUGAGACCUUUAAACAUCUAAACUCUUGAACAUGUUCUCUCAUGGCGGGGAAAGGGGCCCUGUGACUUCAUCUUUCAGCACUGAGAAACACAGGUGGCCUUAGAACUCCUUAAUUUAAAAAAAAAAAGUCUAAAAGAUCCUAGUCCGGAGGCUGUGACCCCUCCCCCUUCCAUUUCUCCUUGCUGUUCCGAAGAGACUCUUUAUACAUACAUAUACAUUGAGAGGAAAAAGUUGGGGAAGAUAGCAACUUUAAAAACCUAUUUUAAAGAUUGAAUAUUGGAAUAUAUCCCAGCAUGAUAAGUUCUUCGCGUGAUUGGAUUUCAAAUGAUUGUAUAUUCCUCAAAGGGAACAGAGGCAAGGAGCCAUUUCCAACAUCUUGGCAGCUAGCCUUUCAUAAUGACCUACCCAAUGCAGUUGUUGGUAGAUAUGCAGUAUUUUGUUGUUCACAUGUGGAAUUAGAAAAUUUUGAUGUGUACUUUCAUUUUUUUUUUCAAAAUAAUGGGGUCUUUGACAUUUCAGAUCACUCCAUUUCUACUCCAGAAACUUUGGAAUCACAUACUACUUUUCAUGUGAAAUUUUGUUUGGUAAAACCGAAUGUAGGGUUUUUUAACCAAUGGAAUGAUUUAAUUUUGUCCUGUUAAAAGUUCAGAUAAAGCUAAUUUGUUACAUCUGCAAAUUUUCAUAUUUUAGCAGUUGCCUGAUAAACUUAAUCAAAUUUUAUUACCUUGUGUAGUGAUCAAAUGCUUCUUUGGGCUUGCAUGUUACUGAUUAGAAAUACAGUGUAAAUGAACUGUUAACUGACGUAAAGAACUGCUAUGAAUUUGACCAGAGCUGCACUUAUCUGUUUCUCUUUCUUGCUAUCUUUUGCUGUUUGUUACUUUGUGUUGACUUUGUCCCUGGCAAAUUUUUCCAGUCUAAAGUAAAAAGAGUCUCGCAUAAUAUUGUGUAUGUUUAAAAUGACAGACUGUUCAUUUAGAAAAAAAAAAUCUUUAUCACAUGUCCUUUUAAAAAGAUAAAAAUAUCUUGUUAGAGAUAUAUUGAAUAUUUUUAAGCUAAGCAUCCACCAAUAGAAAUAUAACUUAAUGAGUUUAACUUUUGAUGUCCUACAGAGACCUUGUGAGGUCUUCAUUAAAAAGUGGCCACUGUAGUUUUCUAACAGUGGCUACUAUAGUAUAAUGAAAUAGUUUUCUUUUAUAUGUGUUUGACAGUUGGAAUAUUUUAAAGGUUUCUUCUCUUGAGUUGUGAAAGAAGAAUUCAUGUUUUGUUACUGAACUAAACUAACAGCUGAGACUGUUCUUUUGUCCAAUUCACAUAGUUUCUUGUCCCUUUCACAUAUUUAAGGUGAGUUAAAGGUGAAGACUGGGCUUUAACCUUUGAUUUGUCUUUUGUUUUUUUUCUUUUUGGGCUAUAAUUUAUAUGUUUUUAUCAUUUCAAGAAGAAUCUGUAUUUUGAUGAUGGACUGAAAUGGCUUGGAAUGGCUUACAAUUUUAGUCAGUUUUUGGAAAUGUUUUAUCAGAAGACCAAAUAUGACAAAUCUGUACCAAGUAUCAUGUUAUCCCACACGGUAGAGCUGCUGUUACACUGUCAAUGAAGAUAAUACAUAUUAAACAGAUUAUGAAAAAUUGAUGUACACUAGCUGGAUUUAUAACAGCCACUAUAGGCUGGGUGAAGCAAAACAUUUUCUGUAUCUGCAGCAUUCUACUUUUUGUGCUGUGGUCAUCUAAUUAAGAAGUAAUAUUGCAUUAUUAAUAAAACAUUGGUUAUAAAAUUACUAUUUCAUGAAUAAUUAGGAAAAAUACUGCAAGUUUUUGAAUAAAAAAAUCUGGUAAAAUGUUUAAGACAAUCAUAUGAUUUAGAUUUGGAAGUUCUCUCAUGUCACUGUAGUCUUUGUAGUUUAUGAACUAGGUAGAGAAGUUUACCAAAAGAAUUUAAUUUGAAGACUCUGUUAAAUCUAUUGCUCUUACCUGUUGCUAACCUUUCUUUUUCUGCUUUCAUGGCUGUUUUAAACCUGAGCAAGAUGUUCCAGAAAUUGUUGCUUUUGCCUGUUAUUUCACUCUUAGAAAUAUUUGAAUGCUGAAGAGUAAGUUAUAGGGCAGAUUUACUUUCUCCUCUGAUGCCAUAGCUCUUCUGCUAUGACAACAAAUACUUUCUUCCUCCUCCCUCCCCCCAAGCUGUCCAAAUCUGUUCCAGAAGUUUAGGAAAACCCAUGUUUCAGAUUUUGAGGACAUAUUGGGAGACGUGAAAAUAACCUUCAUUCAGGGCAGGAGUCAAGCUGUGUACAUGAACACAGUGCUAUGAUCUCCAAAUUACUUUUGUGAUGGAUGUUUGAGAUACUUGUCUUAGCUUUAUUUAAAAAUAAUUCCAUCUGCCUAGCAGAUGGGGGGGGAAAAAACAGCCAUACUUAAAGUUGGGAACUUUUUCUGCAAAUAUUGCUCUUUUUUCUUACCAAAAUUUUAACACUCGGGUUUCUAUAACCUAAGAGUUUGUAUGAAAAUAAACACUGGAUAAAUCUUAGUUUAAUGUUAUAACUGUUUCAUUCAUGUUGCAUUGUAGGAUAAGUACACAUACAAAGCGGGAACUAAGAUGUGCAAUUAUAGAAUUAUAGGCUAGUAAUAUUGCUUAUCAUCCACUAAUAAUGAGGGGAGUUAUUGCUGGGUUUUUUCCAGAAAGCACAAGAUUUAAAAUUAAUUAGUGGUACAAUGAAAAAGUAUACGUAAUUCUUAAAAUAAUAAAGAAUAGAAUAUCAGAAAAUCAGAAUAUAGUAUCAGUAAAUAUUUACACAGUGGGUCUCUCUAAUGAUUUGGACAUACCUUUUGGGUAAUGGAACAAUUUUUAAUUGCUCGUUUGUGAGUUGAGGAGUCAGUUUGGAACUGCUGCUGCCGAAUAGUUUUGUAAGAUGAGUUUGAGGGUUUUGUUGGGGUAAUGGCCUUAUUCGAGAAUGGGAAAAGGUUAAUUGGAGUAAACAUUUUAAGAAUCAUUGAAUUAACAGCCGAUUGUACUGAAUUACUGAACUUGCAGCUUUGUUUUGGUUUCCAGAUAACCUAAACAACUUUAGAUUAUUGUUAAUUAAGUUCAUUUUAAAUGACAGAUACAAUUUUAGUUGUCCUUCAAAUACUAGGGCAUGUGGGAGUAAGGCUACUGUUUCAUAGAUGAAGAAAUCUGAUCUUUUAUUGGUAAUACAUCAUAGCAGUAGUUCAUUGGAGUAAAUUCAGUGUCAGGAAACAGCAGAUAUAGUGUCAGCUAUUAGAUUUCUACAUGAUGAUUUCAUAAAAGGCUAAGCAAUGUCAGCGCUUUGUAGUUGGAUGAGAAAUCAUUUUUUUUUAAAAGUCCCAAAAUUAUAGAUUCCACCGAGGCAUCCAAAAAGAAAAAAAAAAUCCCAUGGAAAUUGAUGGCAAAAUUUUGUCAACAAAACUACAUUAACCUGGCUCUGCAGUCACUAAGAAUUGAGUUUAACAGCUGUAAUUCAUAAAUACAGUUAAAUAUCCUCUGAUAUGUAUGAAAAAAUAAUGUAGGUCAAUUGAAUUUCUUAGUGCAUAUACCUAAUAGCACAUGAAAUUUAGAAUAUUUCAAAUUGCAGCGUGCUGAAUUUUAUUACAAGAGCGAGUUUGGCAUCAGGUAAGAAACUCUUGAGAAUAUGAAUCUUGAUCCCACUUUUGACAUGAAGCAAGCUGGGUGACUUUGGACCAGGCAAACCCUCUCAGCCCUAGGAAAAAGGCAGCAAUGGCAAUCACUUCUGAAAAUAUUGCCAAGAAAACUGCAAGGAAUUGUAUAGGCAGUCACCAGAAGUCAAGACUGAUUCAAAGACACAAAAGAAAAAAAUAGAAUCUUACUAGAAUUGCUGAAUUUACUUUUUACCCUAUGUACUUUUAAGCAUUUUUCCCUUUAAGCAGCCAAGGAACUAGCAGUUGGGUUUGUACAGUAUGUUAAGCUAAAGUCAAAUAAAAUUCCAUUAUUAUGAAUUACUACAAUGCAUGAAUCCAAUCUAACAAUGCACUAAUGUCCUUAGCAAUAGGGGAUAUAAUCACGUCACAAUUAUGUUUUUGAUUCUGAUAAUCACAUGUCUUGGUGUUUAUUUGAUGAUAGCAAACAUAUUUUGUCAUUUGUGUCCCUUUGCUCCCUUAUAGGUCCUAAUAUAACACGAAUUGGAUACUGCCCAUAAAUAUACAUGCUACUUACUGCAAAUCAUUGUUACACCGCAAAGCCAACUACAUAUAACCCAAUAAGUUGCAUCUCACUCCUAGGAUGAUUCUAUUGAGGGAAAUGUGCAAGAGAUUUAGGUCUUUAUCUGUUAUUGAUUAAACAGAUUUGUUUACAAAUCUCUUGUUUCAGGCAGGUUGAAUUGUCUGAAUAAAUCACAAUUGGAUGGGUUCAGAUAUGCUAAAACACAAAACAAACUAUACAAUGGCUUAAGCCUUAAUGCAAUGAUAUAAACCCAAUGGCUAGCAUAUUCAGAUGAUAUUAAGUCAUUUUACCUGGUGAACCACUAAUUUGUCUCCUUUAUCCAAAUUACCAUUUAAGCUCAACUCAGUAUAAUCAACAUUGAUUACACAUGGCAAUUACUCUUAAGUUCAGCCAAUAUAAUUUGUUCUAGAAAAAUCUAGUUUACAGUUGCAAGAAAAAGUAUGUGAACCCCUUGGGAUUACGUGGAGUUUUGCAUGAAUUGGUCAGGUGUGUGUUUUUAAAGGGCAGGACAGCUGUCAGCAACACAUCCAAUAUCACACUGAUUGGAGUCAAGGUUGGCUCACUCCUGGCUCCAAUUAGCUCUUGGAGAAGUCAUUAGGCUAAGGGCUCACAUACUUUUUCCUCCCUGCACUGUGAAUGUUUACAUGUUAUGUUCAAUUAAACCAUGGCAACAUCUAAUGUUUGUGUAGUAUUAUUUUCAGCAGACUGUGUUUUUCUAUUGUUGUUAACAGAUGGAGUUCAGAGCACAUUUUAUGACCAAAUCAUGCAAAACUCCACGUAAUCCCAAGGGGUUCACAUACUUUUUCUUAGAGCUGGGACAUGUUACUGUGUGAAUUAUUAUGAAGCAGGCUUAAUGGCUUGACUGAACGUUGUUGAUCUUAAAGUAGCCCGAAGUUGGUCUGGCUCUUAGGUCACAUAAACAUAAGCAUUCAUGAAUAGCUUCUAUGCUUUAUAUAUUUGGCAAAAGUUUUAUUUAAAUUGGAUGUGUAAAUUUUAGCAAAAAUGUAGAAAUAAGUAGCAAAUGUAAUUUGAAAAUUUAAAUCAUGUAUUCUUAGUGUGACAUCAAAACCUGGCAAACAGAUUACACUAUAGUUACAUUGAAUUAUUUUAAUAUUUGAUAUGACUAAAUGAAUGUUUUCAUGGUUUAAAUUUAGAUAAUUGAAUAAUGGCUGUCAUCUGAAUAGCAGUAUUUAAUGUUUAAAAGUCCUCUCCCAUCAAUAUGAAUUCUGGAAUGCAAACAAUUCCAAAUACAGUGAAAAGUAAUAACUGUAGUGGUUUAGUCUUGGGCCUCUAAACAGAGAAGCAAGAGUGGUUGCAGGAAGAAACCAUUUGCAGGUUUUUUUUUGUAUUCCAGUCCCUAGAAGGCAGGGGGGAAACUAAGGAGACCAAGAUUGGGAGAGGCUCAUUCUCAGCUCCUGUAGAAUAGCUCUGAUCCUGCAUAGCCCCCCCUUUUUUUAAAAGAGCUGUAGCCAGUGGUGUCUUAGCAUGUCAUGAAUACCCUAUUUACAAAUAGGGUUUAUUUCCAAACCAGUACUGAUUGCAGUGUGAAUGGAAAUUAGUAACUUGAAGUUGAACUUCAGGAAGCUUUCAGUGCAGCGCAUUAAUACUCGUUUACCUCAACAGUUUUUCCCUUUGAAAUAGGAAAAUCCAAGUUCAUCAACACAUUACUUUGAUUGUAAACAGCAUUUUUACUACAUCCCUUCAAAGUAUGAGCAGACUAUUAUGGUACUUUCAAGAUGAAUUUGCAAAUUCAUAAAAUAAAAUCCCCAUGUGUAAAAA